This is a messenger RNA of Theileria equi strain WA, 797 nucleotides long. RefSeq lists its product as hypothetical. The transcript has 5 exons. NCBI's taxonomy places the organism in Eukaryota, Apicomplexa, Aconoidasida, Piroplasmida, Theileriidae. Bases 52 to 435 code for a protein of 127 amino acids. The record is from RefSeq and is a predicted model, not a curated record.
ACUUUAUUUUCACAAUAUUUGUAUGUGAUAAUGUAGCUUCUAAAUUAUGAAAUGACGCAGCCAGAUAAUUGUAAUCUUAUACUGAAAGCAAUACUGAAAUCGGCUGGUCGUAUCCCAAAGAUAUAUUGGUGGGAAGCAAAGGAUAUUUUGCGAAAAAUACAGAAACAACAACGUGAUUUAGUUAAUAGGCAUCCUUGUGUAUCUACGUGGGCCAAACUGGUCAAAUGUAUGAGAAGAUUUCCUCAUAAUAUGCAAAAAAAAUGCAUAGGAGAAGCAUCGAGACAUUAUCAAUGCCUGGCUGCGAAUACGGACUGGAAGUUUGAGGAAAACGACACUCACAUUAAGACCUUGGAAAGCUUCAAUAUAUUUAUCAAAAGAGGCGAGGCGAGAUACCCUCAAGAAAUUAAAAAUCUGGGAACGGGAAUUAGAAAGUGAUAGUAAAUAUCUUCACUAGAGUGUAUGAAAUUCUUCAGUCGGCGUAUCCAGCUCGUUCUGAAAGAUCGCUGAAAUAUUCAUGCAACAAUGCUUCUUUGGCAGAGAUACGCUGUAGCGGAUCUAAUUGUAACAUUCUAGAGAUUAAAUCUAUACCGGCAUCAUUCAGCUUAGGAAUCUACAUAGCUUAUUUUUUAGCUAAAGAAAACUAACAAUAUUAUUCCAAGACUGUUUUUCAUAUUGGCAAAAAUCUGGGUUGUACGCCGGAAGAUCAACAACUUGUGGCCAUGUAUUUACAUUUGGUGUGCCAAGUAUCUUGAAUAUUCUUUUAAGUUGGUCUUGUUCAGAUAUACCAGGAAAGAGUG